Molecule: messenger RNA, 3762 nt
Organism: Aspergillus luchuensis
Lineage: Eukaryota; Fungi; Ascomycota; Eurotiomycetes; Eurotiales; Aspergillaceae
Exons: 5
Coding region: 1-3762 (1253 amino acids)
Biological process (GO): maintenance of cell polarity; endocytosis; exocytosis
Cellular component (GO): membrane; intracellular membrane-bounded organelle; nuclear envelope
Molecular function (GO): protein binding; sterol binding
Source: RefSeq, a predicted model, not a curated record
AUGACGGAAAGGGGCGAAGGACACAAACGGUCUCGAAGUUCCCUGGCACUGGCGCUUUUACACCGCGAUAGGUCGAAGGAUAACCGUGAAGAGCCGGUCGUUCGCGAUAGUGGCUCCUCCGAAUCCGCCACGUCUUCCCUUGCCAAUAGUACUCCAUCCAUAUCUGGAGUUCCAGCUACCCGAAGCUCCAGCCGCCGAAGUACACGCCCUCAAGAGCCAAACCUACGUCCCAUGUCUGCUGAACCGCCACAAGAGCCCACGGGCCCGCACAGAAGCGGGGAUAACAUUGAGAAGCUACCCUCCAUAUCACAUGCCGAGACCAGUAGCAUGUCUUUAGAUCAGUCAGUCCGGACUUUUCGUCUAUUCGAGAUCUUACGGAGCGGCGACACGAAUGCGAUUUCGAAAGCCAUCAGAGAGAGUAAGGAGCCGCAGGGAGCAAAUGCCCUAUCUGGGACAACUAUUCUCCACCUUGCGAUUCAAUGCGCCGAGCCGCAAGUUGUCGAAUUCGUGCUGUCCUCUAGCCAGGACCUUGACAUAAACGCGCGUGAUCGGGAGGGCAAUACGCCUCUUCAUUUGGCCGCUCAGCUUGGACGAGGUCCAGUGAUUCGCGAACUGCUAAACCAACCCUCUAUUAACGAUUCGAUCAUAAAUUACAACGGCCAAACAGCUCUUGAUAUUGCGCGCACUCCAGAAAUCUUCCAGCAACUUCAGCUGGCUCGCUCACUGUUCAUUGACAUCAAGACCCAAGAGAUCCAAGCGCUCGUCUCUCAAGGAGAAUACGAAAAACUGGAGAAGGCGCUCGAAGAGCCCCGUGUAGAGGGCAGCAUCGAUGUCAACAGUUUAGAUUUAGUAACGGAUCCUGCCACUGCCCAGUCUGGGGGCACGUUGUUGCAUGAGGGGGCAAGGAAAAAGGACACACAACUGAUUCAGAUCCUAUUGAUGCAUGGGGCGGACCCCUUCCGUCGUGACAAGAAGGGGAAAUUGCCUCAGGAUGUUACUAAAGAUGACAAGACCCGUGCGAUCGUCAAGAAAUCUCCAGCAGCAGUCAUCGCACAACGUGGUAUACAGGAAAAAGCGAUUCUCGGCACCAGCGCAGCUCAAGGUGUGUCUGGCCGCUCAGGCGGGAGCGAGGCGCCUUUUGCUGGCAAGGAAGCCCGUGAAAUGAGGGGUUAUCUAAAGAAAUGGACAAAUUAUACAAGUGGCUAUAAAUUGCGAUGGUUCGUUCUAGAAGAUGGUGUGCUGAGCUAUUAUAAACACCAAGAUGAUGCGGGCUCCGCCUGCCGAGGAGCGAUCAAUAUGAAAAUUGCUAGGCUCAAUAUGGAUGCGCAGGACAAGACCCGCUUCGAGAUCCAUGGAAAGUCAUCCGUCAAAUAUCAUCUCAAAGCGAAUCACGUUGUCGAGGCCAAGCGUUGGUUCUGGACUCUAAACAACGCCAUACAAUGGGCCAAGGAUGAGGCGAAGGAGGAAGAGAAGCGCCAAUCGAAACAUGCUGAAGUACUUCGCCAGGCCAAGAUUGAGCAAGUGGAAGGCCGAUUGUCCGAGACCAUAUCCGACUCUCCAAGUUCAGCUAUUCCAAGAUCCAACGUGAAGAGCCUUGCACCCCCUUCCAUCAAUAUACCAAGUAGCAGUGGCACACGGCUCAGCACGUACGCGUCCCACACAACCGCAGGGAGCGCGCCCGAAGACGAAGAAAGCUCCUUGUACGGGUCAAUGGAGCACGCCGCUGCACCAAAUGAAGUCAAUCGGGUUCUGAGCCAUGUGACCUCGGCGCCAGAUAUUGACGGUGAUGACGAAGAGGAAGGUGACUAUGCGUCCAGUCAUGAUAUGCAGCCCACGGACAAAGAUGCUUUGAACAUCACUGCCCAGUCAACGAAACUCCAGCUUGACAUCCUUGCCAAUGUCGCGUCUUCGCUGCAAGCGGAAAAGUCAAAGAAUCCUGCCACAUCACUCUCCGAUCCAGCAGUUGAUCAGGCUUUAGUUGCAUAUGAAGCAGCUGUGAGUAGUUUACAAGGUUUAGUGCAGAGCCUUUUGAAGAUAUCCCGGGACCGUGAUGCGUAUUGGCAGUAUCGCUUGAAUAGGGAGGCAUACUUGCGCAAGAUGUGGGAGGAAAGCAUGGCAAGGAUCGCUCAGGAACAUGAGGAGCUUCAGUCACGAAUGGGCGAGUCCGAGGAAAAACGUAAGCGUACCAAGCGGGCGUUGAAGGAAGCGUUGGAAUCAACAGCCACGAGCCGUGCAGUCAGUAAAGCUCCGUCGCGCGCACAGGUUGCCAGUGGAGAAGUUGCCGAUGUCGAACACGAGACUCAAGAGCCGGAGCCAGCAGAAGUCUCGCCAGAAUUCGAGAACCAAGAACCUAGAGGUACUCUUCGUCGUAGGAAGUCGGCUAUGUCCAAUAUCAGCACUCUCUAUGACUCGGAGUCUGAGGAUGAAGACGAGUUCUUUGAUGCCAUUGAUUCCGGAGAAAUUGAGGUGGAGAAACUUGCUGGCUCGGAGGACGGCGAACAGAAGCCUCUGGAGGAGACCAAUGAGCUCCGAACCGCGAAGAGAUCUGAAAUUGUGCCUUCGUUCAAGGGAUAUGAAGAACCCAUCCGGCAGAGACUGAAGAUGGAUUACGACAAUAGACCGAAGAUUUCGCUCUGGGGGAUUUUGAAGUCAAUGAUUGGGAAGGAUAUGACGAAGAUGACUCUCCCGGUAUCCUUCAAUGAGCCUACAUCCCUGCUUCAACGCGUGGCCGAGGACUUGGAAUACGCAGAUCUACUUGAUAUUGCAGCGGACCGACCCGAUUCUAUGGAGCGUCUGGUGUAUGUCGCUGCGUAUGCUGCAAGUGAAUAUGCUUCUACAAUUGGCCGUGUUGCUAAACCGUUCAAUCCUCUUCUUGGGGAGACAUUCGAAUAUGUCCGGCCGGACAAAGGGUAUCGGUUCUUUGUCGAACAAGUCAGCCAUCAUCCCCCGAUUGGUGCUGCUUGGGCCGAGUCGCCAAAGUGGGACUACUAUGGCGAGUCUGCUCUGAAGUCCAAGUUUUACGGAAAGUCGUUCGACAUUAACCUUUUAGGGACAUGGUUCUUAAAGCUACGGCCAGCAUCUGGUGGAGAGGAGCUGUAUACUUGGAAGAAGGUCACAUCUUCCGUUAUUGGCAUCAUCACCGGUAGCCCCACAGUGGACAACUAUGGCUUGAUGGAAAUCAAGAAUUGGACCACAGGCGAAGUUUGCUAUUUGGAUUUCAAACCAAGGGGCUGGAAGGCUUCAUCCGCAUAUCAGGUGACGGGCAAGGUCGUGGAUCGGGAUGGGUCGCCCAAGUGGAGUAUCGGUGGUCGAUGGAACGAUAAGAUCUACGCGCGCCAUACCCCAGGGUUCGAGGCGACAGUUUCCGGCCAGGAUCCUGAAUCGGCUAAGACAUUCCUGGUCUGGCAAAGCCAUGAUCGGCCGAGCGGGAUUCCAUUCAACCUCACACCAUUCGUCAUCACUCUAAACGCUUUGCCUGAAGGGCUCAAGGAGUGUCUCCCACCUACCGACACACGACUUCGACCCGAUCAGCGUGCGAUGGAGGAGGGUGAGUAUGAUUUAGCCGCCACGGAGAAACAUCGAGUGGAGGAGAAGCAGCGCGCCAAGCGGAGAGAAAGAGAGACGAAGGGCGAGGAGUAUAAGCCCAAAUGGUUCAGUAGGGCCAAGUGCCCGGUCACCGGUGAAGAGUAUUGGGCACACAACGGACAAUACUGGACGAGUCGCGAGAGCGGCGACUGGAGCGCCUGCGAGGACAUCUUCUAA